Messenger RNA from Cajanus cajan (pigeon pea), 944 nucleotides. RefSeq names its product maternal effect embryo arrest 60 (gene MEE60). NCBI's taxonomy places the organism in Eukaryota, Viridiplantae, Streptophyta, Magnoliopsida, Fabales, Fabaceae. The record is from RefSeq and is a predicted model, not a curated record.
AAAGCAUAAAGGCGAGAGAAAUGCAUAUUUUGUAACAUAUUUAUUGGCAGUCAAAAUGAUUUGAUCUCAGAUCUCAGAUCUCAGAUCUCAGUAGUUGAAGAAUAAAAGUGUUAAAUAAGGAAAAGACCCAUAAAUUUAGCAAAUGCAAUAAAGUAAUUAAAAGAAAACGGUAGAAAAAAAGUGUUUUGUUGGUGACAGUGGGAGAGGCAGAAGCAUUUGUGUCUCCAGUGAGAGCGAAUUCUGAGAAGAAGAAAGAAAGAAAGAAAGAAAGAAUGUCUUCUUCCAUAACGAGCGUGCAUCUGACGGCCUUGGACGCCAUAGUGAACGUGAACUCGCUCUUCACUCUGGCCGUCUUCAUCGGCCUCGCCUGGAACCCUAACGAUCCGGAGAACAACCUCAACUCCGAUCCGGCGUGCGCGCCCACCGCCGCCAUCGCCGAGAACCUCGUCGCCUUCCACGUCUACUCCUUCAGCUCCUUCCUCUUCUCCAGCCUCGUCGCGCUCGCGCUCAAGCAGGCCGUCCGCCUCUCCCGCACCACCUCCUUCCACUACCCCGCCGCCGUCGAGCACAUCGCCGCGCACGUCAACCGCACCGCCCUCCGCGUCGGCAUGCUCGUCUCCGGCGCCGGCUCCGUCGCCGGCUGCGCAUUCCUCAUGCUGGCGCUGGUCAACGUGGCGCAGCUGAAGCUCGGAACCCUGGCCUGCGGAAGCUCGCACACCUACGCCGCCGUGGUGCCGCUCGUGAUCCUGGUCCCACUCGCGCUCCUCAUCUACGUCUCUCUCGUCCUCUACGCCUUCACUCGCUAGAUUAGGAUUAGGGUUUUGAAUAUGCUCAUGUUGGAAUUUGACAAGUUUCUGUAGUUAUUGGUGGAAACUGGAAUCAUUCUCUCUAGUUCCCUGUGAAUCCAUGAAAGAACGAAGAUCCACUUUUUCAUUUGCUUACAA